AUGGGCUCCUGGCCAGAAACGGGCACAGAGGGAGCUCGGUUAGCAAAGGAUCUGUAUCAGGUGAUUGCCCUUGUGAUGGACUCCUUCACAGACAUUGAUAUCUUUGGUGACCUUCAGGAUGCCUUUAAGAACCGCCAGGUUCCUGUCUACAUCCUUCUGGGCCAGGACUCUGUACAGGAUUUCUUGGAAAUGUGCAAGAAUCUGGGAGUUUGUCCUGAGCAGGAAAGUCUGUUGAGAGUUCGAACUCUCACGGGGAGCACAUACUACCUGAGGUCAGGUGCCAAAAUUGUUGGGAAAGUCCAUGAGAAGUUCAUGUUAAUCGAUUGCAUCAGAGUGACAACGGGUUCCUACAGCUUCACCUGGUCCGAUGGGAAGCUGAACAGCAGCAACUUGCUGCUGUUGUCGGGGCAGGUGGUUGAACACUUUGACCUGCAGUUCAGGAUUCUUUAUGCCCAGUCGAUGCCCAUCAGCCCCCCCAGCUGCAGGAGCAGUGGGAUGUUUGAUCACCUGCUGAGCAGGUCCCCUGAAGAAUACACUGCGGAAGGCAACUGGAAAGCAGAAUUUAUCAGGCUAGCCAGCACUCCAAAGAGGCUGUUGAAAGAACCAGAGGAGGCUGAAGACACUCCUGGAGGCCAGCCCUGUGAGCUGAGGUCGUUUCUCCCUGAAGAGGAGUGGCUCAGCCCUCACGGGGCCGUGGUGGGACACAGAAGCACCUCGACUCAAACAGGCCCCUGGGCAGAGGAGCCCCUGGUGACCACGUGCCACGUGGGCACCCAGACCAGCCCCGUGGUGGCCGAGGCUGCCACCCAGGCCUCUGUCACUGCCAGGGUGAUGGGCACCCAGACCUCGGUCCCGCUGAGGACCGCGGUGACGCAGACGGGGGACGAGGGGUGCACGGACACACCCCUGCCUCCCAGAAGGCUGGCCAAAGAAGGAUCUGCCCUGGACAGGGAGGCUGUGUGGAGAUCCAGUCUGCUCUCACUGUCUUCAUCAUCAUCAUCCCAGUGCUCUGCUGCGAGCUCCACCGGCUCCCUCUCCUCUCUGCGCUCCUUUGACUAUUCCUCCAGCCACAGGGCAGAGUGUUUCCAAAAGCUGCACAAAGAGAGGCAAUUCCACUACUCCACUAUCAGGUCGAAGCUCAGCCACAUGGUGGACAUCCUGUCCCGCAGGAGACGUCUGCCCACAAGCUACAUGACCCAGUACACGGGGAGGUCCAACCUGGGGCAGCAGCAUCAUCAUCCUCCUCAUCCUCAGCGCGCCAUCAGCGCCAGCCUGCGCAGCCUCCGGGACGUCUCCCUCUUCUCUCUGAACAAAUAG
Merops nubicus (carmine bee-eater) is the source of this 1317-nucleotide messenger RNA. RefSeq names its product family with sequence similarity 83, member D (gene SACK1D). Gene Ontology annotation, biological process: positive regulation of cell cycle G1/S phase transition; regulation of ERK1 and ERK2 cascade; regulation of TOR signaling. Gene Ontology annotation, cellular component: cytosol; mitotic spindle pole. The coding region runs from base 1 to 1317 and encodes 438 amino acids. NCBI's taxonomy places the organism in Eukaryota, Metazoa, Chordata, Aves, Coraciiformes, Meropidae. The record is from RefSeq and is a predicted model, not a curated record. The transcript is spliced from 4 exons.